ACUAGAAAAGGCUCUUGCAGUCUUAAGUAAACAAAUACACAAUAGUUUGAAAGUAUUAUAUUUGUCUAUUUUCGUGCUCAAAACCUGCUGGUGUAAUAAUUAUAUACACGUAAAAACAAUUCAGUUGUAUCAUGAAUUUUUUAUUAGUACAGUUAAUAUGGAAACAGCGUAGAUAAAAACAUUUCUAGAUGUUUAUCAACUUGUCACAAAGUCUUGCCUGAACCUAAAUUCGACAGUUACCAGAAAGUACUUACAGACAGUGCCACAUCUUUAAAGAGCCGAACACUUGAGUUUCGAGGAAUGAACUUCGAGGAAAAGGAAGCUGGCUUCAGCUACACGGAAAAGUUGGGGUUUGAUGAAGAUUUGUCGACGGACAGAUUGACCCAGUCUUGGAAUGGUUUUACCAACACCGACUCCAGGAAUAGUCAUGAACUGCAAGCUCGUAGUUUUGACAAGAAAAGCAACGCAUUUUCAAAAAAUUCCAUGCGAAAUCAGCACUCAAAAAGUUUCGAAGCAGCGGAGAGGAAAUUGUUAAAAAUGCCAAAAACUUUCCCCGGAGUAAAAAUCACAGAAGUGGCAGAGAAAAGCGAGGAACCUCAGCCGCCACCAGAGAAGGUAGAAACCGAAAGUCGAUAUGAGGCAAAAAUGACCUUAGACGACAUCGAAAAGGUCCUAAAUUCCGGAAGGGGACGAAACUCCGGGGUAAAAAGCCGCAGGGAGGAGAAACUUCCCAGACUUAAAGUAACAAAAGCGAAACCCGAAGUUUCGAAUGAGGGCAAAUCGGGCAACAUCAACCCGCAAGGGGCUUCGCAUGCCUUCAAUUGUGCCAGAAUGCUGACAGAGCUAAACGAGGUUUGCUCCUUGAAAACUACGGGUGUUGCAGGCGAUCAGAAAAGCGAUGAGAAUCUCUUACCACUAAGAAGAGUUCAUGAAGCCAGGCGAAACAGUGCUUUCACACCAAGAGAGAGACCACAUCAUCACAGAUGUCGAAGUCUUCCUAAUUUGAGCACACAUGAACUCCCGAAGCGGUUUUUCGUGAAGUUAGAUCCGCUACGAGCAUCGGCGACGCCCGUUAAUCUAAGUUCCUGGAAUGAGACUUCGCGACGUUGUCGAGUCUUGUCGGAAAACUUCGAUAAACUGGAUCAACUGGGAAUCGAACCGAGUGAGAAGGAAAGAAAAGCCCUGAUUGGUCAAUGGAUAAGAGAGACCAGCCAAUUGGAUUUCCGGGAUAGUCAUGUGACCACAGAAGUUGAGAUAUGACCACUGACCUGGUUAUAUAACCACGCUUCAAAUCUUAGUCAAAGACAAAUAACUUGUCGAAUUAUGCGGAGCGCGAGUCAUUUCGUAACAUAUGUAGUACGACUAAAAAAACCAAUUUAGACUACAGCAGAUGCAUUUCCUUCGUUUAAUUUGGAGGGUGAGAUUUUUUACAAUAUUAAAUACCAUAAAUUACAUUUCCUGACCUUUAAGUCUCCCUUAGUGGGCGGAUCCCUCUUAGUGGGCGGAUCCCUCUUAGUGGGCGGUCCUGCACCUGAAUGUAUUGCUGUUCGAAAACUUUUAAAUAAACGAACUGUGGUUAA
Messenger RNA from Dendronephthya gigantea, 1580 nucleotides. RefSeq lists its product as uncharacterized. The transcript is spliced from 2 exons. Lineage: Eukaryota; Metazoa; Cnidaria; Anthozoa; Malacalcyonacea; Nephtheidae. Bases 301 to 1260 code for a protein of 319 amino acids. The record is from RefSeq and is a predicted model, not a curated record.